This is a messenger RNA of Drosophila elegans, 1335 nucleotides long. RefSeq lists its product as uncharacterized. Lineage: Eukaryota; Metazoa; Arthropoda; Insecta; Diptera; Drosophilidae. The record is from RefSeq and is a predicted model, not a curated record. The transcript is spliced from 3 exons. Bases 214 to 750 code for a protein of 178 amino acids.
AAAACAAAUAAAGCAAAUAGAGUUAUUAACACCAAAGCUAUGAGGAGCGGAAAACUGUUGGUGCGCGUUAAUUCACAUAUUAAAUGUUCAUUAAGACCCAAAAUGAACUUUGAUUCUGUGCGCAUUUAAAGAGAUUAUGAUGAUGUUUACUUUAAAUUAGUGGGGGCCUAUAUAAGCCGACUCCUUUUGCAUUUUCAUGUUUAGUUUGGCAUAAUGUUCAUUCGGUUUUCGUUUUUGGUUAUAUUUCUUCCUCUACAACUCGGAUCCGCAAAGAGUAACUAUGACAUUGUUAUCAAAACUCUGGACUGCGCAGCUAUAUCUAAGAAAUACGUUAAUGAAGUCAAUUGUCAACUUUUGCGAAAGCGGAUUGCCAUAAUAUCGGCCCGAUUUAGUAUGAACCAAACCAUUGAUCACUUCGACAUUCAUGCCACGUUCGACUUGAUCAAAAAGGAUAAAAGUCGCAUGAGCGUGGCCGAUCUUAAGAUGGAUGGGUGCAGGUACCUAGGCUCGAUGUAUCAAAACAAUAUCGUUGGCAAAUUGUUCAAAAGACUUAAAAGUGUCAGUAACUUGCCAAGCCAAUGUCCUGUGAUGAAGGGGAAACUGUACGAGAUCCGCAACUACACAUUUAUUUCGGACGAAUUCCCACCAGGAGCUCCGGAGGCCAAAUGGCAAGUGCGAAUCAAAUUGCUGAAGCGCUCCGAACUGGUUUCAAACAUUUUCAUCGAGGGCUCUGUGGUCUAUAAUACGUGAUGUUAAUGCAUAAUGGAUGCGACUAAAUACAAAUGCUCCAUAACCAUAACCCGCUCGCUGGUGUUUCUCUCCCUUUUUUUUUUAUGUAUGCACUGGAAAAAAAUAGAUGUUCACCAACAAAGUACACGAGAGAACAUCUUAUCUAUAUAUAUAAAAUAUCAAUUGUUGUUACUUUCACUAAACUUUAACAUUAUUAAAUAUUUAAUAUUCUUCUAUUUUGCUAACAACAAUUUUUGUUUAUGUUAAGAUUAUUUCAUUUAUUAAAUAAAAUUCUUUUCUAGUAAUUUAUUUUUGGUAAGUAACGACUUUUAUAUAUGAAUACCAAAGUCGAUUUAAGAAUAAACAAGUUUUUUAAAAGUAAUACUAUAUUAGAAAAUACACGAAAUAUCCGCCAGAAUAAGAACUAUGAACAGUUCUAGUAAGUAUUUUUCUUAACAAUGUCUAGGCCUUUUUUUAGAUUUUUAAUUUGUAGGUUUUUUCCAUGUGUAUUUGGUGCGUUUACAUAUCUAUUGACUUUUACUUACAAAAAAAUUUUGUUUAUGUUAAGAUAACUUAAUAUACUAUAUAAAAUCUUUUUUGGUAUUA